AUGAGCCCAAAUACUUGCUGGCUUUGCAAGAUAUUCAGAGCAGAAGAAAAUGGGGUCAGUUCUGAAGUGUCUUUGGAGGAAGUGCUACAAUGGUCCCAGUCUUUUGAAAAGCUGAUAACAAGUAAAUUGUUCACAGAGACCAGGAAGAACAAAGUUUUCAGUGCUCUGUCCCUGCAUAGUGAAAUGCCGCUGAGGUUAAAGGGAGCUCUGCACACGCAAGAAAAUGCAAUGUUGAAGUAUAGGGCUCCAGGACCUACUUGGAAGACAGAGCACAGUGAUGAAGACAUAGAAUUCUGGCUCGCUUGUGAAGCUUAUAAGAAGAUCAUGUCACAGAGGAAAAGAAUUUCCGUGGCCAGGAAACUUUUCACAACUUACAUUCAACCCCAGGCUCCCAACGAGAUUAACACUGACAGUCCUGUGAGGAAAACAAUUACAAGGAAUAUUCAAGAACCAACACAGUCCUGUUUUGAUGAAGCACAGAGAAUAAUUUACAUGCACAUGGAAAGAGAUUCUUAUUCACGAUUUCUUGAAUCAAAGUUCUAUCAAAAACUCAAACACAGCCUUCAAGCUAAUGGCAAUAAUUCAAUG
This is a messenger RNA of Pelecanus crispus (Dalmatian pelican), 588 nucleotides long. RefSeq names its product regulator of G protein signaling 13 (gene RGS13). The record is from RefSeq and is a predicted model, not a curated record. Lineage: Eukaryota; Metazoa; Chordata; Aves; Pelecaniformes; Pelecanidae.